This is a messenger RNA of Racocetra persica, 164 nucleotides long. The record is from the annotation of a GenBank genome assembly. NCBI's taxonomy places the organism in Eukaryota, Fungi, Glomeromycota, Glomeromycetes, Diversisporales, Gigasporaceae.
AAGAUAUAUGAAAUAUUAAUUAAGAAAGUUGCUCCAUCAAUGGAUGCUGUAUCUAAAAAAUUUAAAAUAUUAUACAAAAAAACACGAGAAUACUUUGAUAAUUUUCAGCAUAUAUUUAAUAAGGAUAUAGCAGCUUUAGCUAAGGAUUUGCUUGUUAAAAAUUG